Malania oleifera is the source of this 1386-nucleotide messenger RNA. RefSeq names its product thymidine kinase a-like. Gene Ontology annotation, biological process: thymidine metabolic process. Gene Ontology annotation, molecular function: thymidine kinase activity; ATP binding. The transcript has 4 exons. Bases 238 to 1083 code for a protein of 281 amino acids. NCBI's taxonomy places the organism in Eukaryota, Viridiplantae, Streptophyta, Magnoliopsida, Santalales, Ximeniaceae. The record is from RefSeq and is a predicted model, not a curated record.
AGUCGUUGAUUUGCUGACUCACCGAGUCAUGACUCCCGACCCUUUAGCUUCUUCAUCCCAAGAGCCAUAAGGUGGAAUGGACGGUCCGGAUCUGUCCAACGCUAGCGGAUUUUACCGUCUCCGAGGAAUCCUAAGGUCACAAAUACACGGUUCUACUAUCACCCCGCCCCCGCCUUUCUCCCUCUGCAAAACCCUACACCAGUCGGGCAAUCACCAGUCCGACUCUCUCUCUCUCUGAUGGUGGCUAUUUCGAGAAUGAAAUCACUGGUCUCUCCUACAUUCUCAACCUUCUCUCCUCGCGUCCCCAAAACCACGUCUCUACGCCUCUAUUUCUCAUAUUCUCAAUCCCUUCUCCGUAAAAUUCGCCAAACCCCACAUUCUCUUCCAAAACCGAUUGCGGCCUCGUCUGAGCCCCCAAUUCCUAUGAGCUUUGCUCAAAAUCGUAGUUUUGCUGCGGAGGCGUCUCCGUCGUCUUCUUCUGGAGAAAUUCAUGUGAUCGUCGGCCCAAUGUUUGCUGGCAAAACCACCACUCUUCUUCACCGCGUCGAAUACGAACGCAGCUGUGGAAGAAAUGUAGCAAUAAUAAAGUCAAACAAGGACACGAGAUAUGGAUUGGACUCCAUUGUGACUCAUGAUGGGGCUAAAUUUCCAUGUUGGUCGUUGCCAGAUUUGUCAUCAUUCAGACAAAAGUUUGGUCCUAAUGCUUAUGAUGAGUUAGAUGUAAUUGGUAUUGAUGAAGCUCAAUUCUUUGAAGACCUUUAUGAUUUCUGCCAGAAAGCUGCUGACCACGAUGGAAAAACUGUAAUAGUGGCUGGUUUGGAUGGUGACUACUUGAGAAGAAGCUUUGGUUCUGUGCUGGAUAUUAUUCCCCUUGCCGAUUCUAUAACCAAAUUAACUGCUCGAUGCGAGAUGUGUGGGAAACGUGCUAUUUUCACUUUAAGGAAGACGGCGCACUCACAGACUGAGCUAAUCGGUGGGGCCGAUGUCUAUAUGCCCGUGUGUCGCCAGCACUAUGUCAGUGGUCUAGCUGCCAUAGAAGCUGCAAGAACCGUCCUUGAAUCUCAAAGGGUACAAUAUGGCUGAUUUCACAUUCCUCCUCUUCUGCUCAUUCCACCAUUGUCUCUGGGAUGUGUUCUAUCUCACAGUUUGUAUGGCAUGCUCAAAAUAUAUUCUUAAAUUUCACCCAUUUAGUAGUAGGAUUCUUACCCUAUGUUUAGGGAGAUCUUGGAUUUGGAUUUGUAUUGAAUUUUGAAAAGUGUAAUAUAAAAUUGUACUAAAGGUUGUCUUAAUCCAUCCAAAUGCAAAUCCAACAUUCGAAAUCUAUGCUCCCGAACACAAUAUUGUAAGUACUUUAAAAGUUGAAAAUUGUUUCUUUCUAGUGGAGUA